AAUAUGACCACGUUGGACCUCCCAGAUGGUCGCCACCCAUCAAUCGAUCUUGGUACAUACAGAAAAACUCGUCGAAAUUCCAUGAAUGAGAUGUACCAGCGCCUGGGUGGCAGUCAAACUAACCUACAACGUACCGUCUCCUCUAACAACAUUCGCCGCUCUAGCUCACGGAACAGUUUGGCACCGUCUGUGUUGGACUGGAAACAGGAAGGAAAUGAUUCUCUCAUUGCGUGCCUGAGUGCCUUGUAUGGUAAGCUGCUGGUGGUGAUGGGUAUGGCCUUUCCUAUAGCUGAGGUCAUCUCACAUGACAUUCCCAUUUCCUUCUAUAAUGGAUUCUACUUGUUCCUGUACAUCGGAUCAAUAAUAUUCUUAGUGUAUGCUUACAUCUUCCUCUUACGAUCACUAAAUCUACCCACCGAACACCUCAAGUCAAAGUUUCAAUCUUUACGGAGCUACAUGGCUAUGCCUGACUUAAAUAUGGUCUUCCCUCGCCGGAACACAGCGCAACAUGAGGGGACAGGACGUAUGUCAAGUCGAGAUUCCCGAUUGUCUGGUUGCUCAGAUGCAGAUAAUGAAUCAGAUCGUGCGUCUGUCAACACCUUGAGCUUCAAGGCUCCAAAAUUGGCCAUUACUGAAUCUACCAAUCAUGGCUCCAUGUACCUAAAAAUGGGUGCAGUAUUGUUUGGCAUUGGGAGUAUGAUCUACAGUGGGCUUGAAGUUGGGCAAUACUUUGAGCUAAAACCUGAUGAUGACUGUGCAAACAUACUUCUUGUUAUAUCUCCGGCGGCACGUAUGCUCUUCACAUUCAUCCAGAUGUAUUUCAUCUUCCUUAACUCAAGGGUUGCCAUUAGUCGUCACCGAAUUAUUGCAAGAUUUGGCUUGAUGCACAUGAUUGGAACUAAUCUCUGUAUAUGGCUGAAUGUCCUGGUUCAAGAAACUAAGCAUGAAAUCAUAAAUCUGACUCUUGGUCAUGGUCAUCAUGGAGGAGGGAAUCUAUGGGCACAGGUCCUAGCUGCAAGUCGGAGUAGCACACCUGCUCACCAUGGAGCAAGUGGUGCAGGUCAUCACAGUGAUGCAGGGGCUGUCUUGGGUCACCAUGCAGAUGAAACCGACGACUCCAUGGAGGAUCUCACUCUCCAUUCACCACUAAAUGAUUCCAAACAUGUCCCAGAAGUCCAUGAUUUGCAUGAUCUUCAUGAGGCAUCAAAUGAAAGUCAUAACAUAGUGCGAAGAGCAUCUAAAGAUCAGGCAUUUAGUAUCUAUGAAUGCCGUCGUUCUGAGCUCAUGGGCCAACUUGUGGAUAAUGCGUCUCCUUUCCUCUUCCCAUGUACUAUUGAGUACUCUCUACUCUGUGCUGGUGUCCUGUAUGUGGUGUGGAAGAACAUCAACAAGCCUGAAGUAACUUUUGAUGGGGAUUCAGAUAUUUCCACCUAUGUAGCCCGGAAGGCUCGUCAUCAUUAUUCUGUGGACUGUGCACAUGCUAAUCGUGGCCUGUUUAUGGGUAUCCUUGUCCUCGUUCUCACCAUCAUCUCCCUUAUUUUAUUUUUCGUCCUUAUAAACAAUGAAGAUUAUAAGGCUCUAGCAGUUUUAGAAGCUAACAUCAUCGAGCUUUCGGUAUAUGGUGUUGCUACUGUCACAGUGGUGAUAGGGAUGAUACAGAUGCGAGAACUGGAAUUUAUACCAGAAGGGGACAUUGAACUGGACAACAUUCUUCUCCUUAUUGCCCAAACUGGAGUAUACAUUUAUACUUCUUUCACUGUCAUUGGAGGACACUUUACUAUGAGAGACCACAUGGUUUUACCUCUGUUUUCUGCUAUCAUCACUCUCACCCAAACAACACUGCAGACCAUUUUCAUCUUGGAUGCAACUAGACGAUGUUGUUUCAGUCGUGAUCAACUUGAACGUAAACCUGGCAGAGAAAUGGUAACUUUCCUGCUAGUGUGUAAUUUGGCAAUGUGGGCCAUAAACACAUUUGAGACGUCGCGUGCCGACGCUCAUCCGACCCAGCUCAACUUUUAUGGCAUUUGGGCGUGGACCAUUAUCUCUCACGUGUCCAUGCCUCUUGCCAUAUUUUAUAGGUUCCACGUCACUGUUUGCCUGUGUGAGAUAUGGAAAAGGUCAUAUAAACUAAAGAAUGAAUUUUAAUAACUAUUUUGUUGUUGUAAAUAUUCAGUUACUUUUAUUGUUGAAUGACUACUGGAAAUAAUAAGAGUUUUGUAUAUACAGUACAGUACUGAAGACACAGUUAUGAGAAAAGAAUGAUUACUAGUUUUAUGAAGAAAGAAUAAUUACUAGAAAUGUGAUGCUGCUAAAUACUCAAUAAGAUAAAUCAAUGUUGGAAACAUAGAACUUUGGAUAUAUUUCCAAUCAAAUUUAUUAUUACUUGAGACAUAACUUUGUAUAUACUGUAUUCACAGUUGUUGUAGUAAACCGACUUAGAUUUUUUUACCUGUCUAUAGGAAAGGAUUGAAUCAGUUCAAGUCUGUCAUGUGAUAUUUUAAAUGUAAACAUUACAUAUUACUGAUGAACCCAAUAUGUUGUAAGUGUAGAUGUACUGUCAAAUGAUUAUAUUUUACUGCAAGUGAUGGCAUACUGAGAAAUAAUCUUGAAUUAUUUUAGAUUUCUUCAGGGAUUGUUUUUAACUUACCCUACUUACAUUCACAAAUUCCUAUUUACAGUAUGUACACAUUCACCUGACAAUCUAUUGGUUAAUUAUUUUCUACACUGUAAAUAUACACUACUGUAUUCACUAAAACCAGUAUAUAAUGUGUGAAGUAAUAUUUUAUUGAGUUUUAACCCAGAGUUCCUAAUUUUACAGUUGAAGUAACACUUAUUUAUAAUGUAACUUAUACUUGUAUUCUUCUUAUCCAAAGAAUCGAAAUUAUGAAGAAAAAAGAGUAUUGAUCGUGUAGACUAUACGUUGUAUUAAACUUUGAAUACAGUUAUUUCAAUGGCUUACAAGCACAGUAUCCGUUAUGAAGAAAUUUGUGUAUUGAUUAAACUAGAGGGAAGAUUUUUGUGCCAAAUGUUACUUGUACAGUACAGUGUUUUUGUUCUAUGCAAAUUAAAAAGUAUUCUUAAAUUCAGUAUAAUUAUGCUAAGGCAUUCAUUAUGAAGGACACAUUUCUUUUAACUCCAGACAUACAUACUGUACUGUACACACCUUUCUUAUUUCAUUCUCCAUAGGUGAUGCUUUGGUGUACAGUACUUAUAAAAAUAUUUACACAGUAAUUUAGAGUUCUUCAGUGAUUGCAUUAGCAUUACAUUAUAUUGUCAUUUAAGUGAUCAGAAAAGUGACCGUUUUGCUUCUUGAAAACUAGGAUCAGCCAUUUGCAGUUUGCUCUUGUUUAUCAAGACUGAAAUAACCAUCCUUGCAUUCACCGAAGGAAGAAAUAGGUGUACAGACCUGGGAAUUUGCUUGCAAACAGUAGAUCAAUGUAAAUAAAUGUGGGAUGAAUUAUAA
Molecule: messenger RNA, 3463 nt
Organism: Homarus americanus (American lobster)
Lineage: Eukaryota; Metazoa; Arthropoda; Malacostraca; Decapoda; Nephropidae
Product: proton channel OtopLc-like
Exons: 14
Coding region: 4-2145 (713 amino acids)
Biological process (GO): proton transmembrane transport
Cellular component (GO): membrane
Molecular function (GO): proton channel activity
Source: RefSeq, a predicted model, not a curated record